AUGUCAGCCGACAUUGCGGGGCCCAUCCGUGUGAAGGGCAAAGACCCAGAAAGCCGCAACCACCGACCAGCCACGUUCAAGUACUUCCUCGCCGUGUCGUACCGUUUCCCACGGCUCAAAGGAGUGAAGGAGGAGUCUGACCCUACCCAAACCGAGGGGUUUGAUGAUGCAGCACUCCUCCCGGGAGGGACGGAUGACCUUGCAGAUGAGGCCUUUCCGGUAGCAGAAGGCCACCCGCGUGAGGAUUACGAGGACUCCCUGUACGAGCCAAGUUCAGAGGAGAAGGAGGAGGAGGAGGCGGAAGAUGAAGGAGUUGAAGGGCCUAGAGAGUUCGCAGCCAAAGUUGCCGAGGAGCAUCUCUGGGAGUCAGCCAGGUGUGAGCGUGAAACACCGCCUGACAUGGCGAGGCUGGUGUUUGCAGUGCCACUUCACACAAACACGGGUAAGUAUAUGGGGUUGUCACCAUCUGUGAAUGAUGGUCGCAUCGUGUUGCGCAGCGAUGGUGUUGGCAACGGCUUUGUGCAAACACUCCAUGUUCGCACGUGCCUUGUUUCUCCGGAUCCACCGCCUUUACAGUUUGUAGGAGACUCUCUUGAGGAGGAGCACGCACCACCUCCACGCAGGGUUAGCGGCAAGCGGUCCUCUGGUGCAAGACUUGACAACGUUUUUGCAUUCGACCCGCCGCCACCUUUGCCACCGCCAGCAGAAGCUCCACACCCGGAAGGGCCUGUGCCACUGGUUGAGGAGGAGUCUGCCCGUGUAGCGUGCUUGAGCUUGCAAGACCUUGAAGGUUUCGCAAAGGAGCUUCUCGAGGACGACCGGGACCUUGAUGAAGCGUUGAUCCACACACAUGUAGUCCUCCCUUUGAAGCUCCCGCCUAACGGAGGGGAUUUGUGGAUAGAACUCAAGCCUGGUGACCACGUCAGUGGCCCUGUAGAGGAGAGGGUAGACGGCAAAGGCAAGCGCUGGUUAGGGACAACUCACAAGUUGGAGCGUGGCAAGCCCUUCUUCCUAGACCCUACUCGCCGUGACGCCACCACUCCCUGGAAGGGUGAGAGAGCAGUGCUCGUCGCCUACACUGUCAACACGUUAGGCAAUGAACUUGAGCACGAGUUUCAAAGCCUUGAAGCUUUAGGCGUUCCACUCCCAGCGUCGGUACGUUUACCGCUGACCGAGCAGCAAGACGUGAGACGUCUAGACGCGUUCGACUGCUUCGAAGAAGAGCCCCUUCAGGAGACAAAGGCACGUCACCCUGACGGGAAGACUUCUGAGUUAGCAUCUGGGACUGCGCUCAAAGGCGGAGGUUGGAAAGAAACCCAAGCCGUAGAAGCAGGUACUGUAGAGCUGGAAGUGUCGUGGAACCUUAAGCACUCACCAGACCAAAGUCGAACGCAGUCUGAGCACGCUCUGCUGGCUUGCCAACCAGACACCGAGACACUGGUUGAGGAGGAGGACGGCCUAAGCGAAGACUACUUCCCGGAGCAACCUGUGCUGUGGGAGCUGUGGGUUCCAGACCCGCAGACAGGUGAGCAGCUGUGCGCUCUCCGGUCUGACGACGCGGACGCGAGUGAAGCGUGUGCCCUUCGCAAGUCUGAGCCGGUUUACACUACCAAUGUGGAGCUGUUGCUUGACGGGUUGCAAGAACCACUGCAGGUAGUCCACACUGUAGACCCUCGGCAUGCAGAGCAAUGCAUCGAGAAGUGGAUGCCGUCCAUUCACGAAGAGAUCGGUGUCAUUGAGAAGGCUGUGCGGCGACUGCCUCCUGCAGAGGUUCGUUCGGGAGGUUGGCUAAGGCGUAAGGAAGUGAAGGUGGUUCCGUCUAAGUUUGUGUUUACAGUCAAGCCACCAGACCCUGUUGAGGGUGACGCUGCCCUCGCUACCGGGAAGGGUCAAGCUUACCACAAACGCAAGCCUCGCUUGGUUGCUUGUGGCAACCACGGCCCAGGCACGGGUUCCGAAGUCUACGCUUCAGGUGCUGCUGCAGAGACACUCCGUUGUUUCGUAAUCAUCAGCUCCAAGAGAAAAUGGUGCAUCGGGUCUUUAGAUGUCACCUCUAGGUUUGGCAAAGGAAGGGGAGCUUUGGAUCCUCACGCACGCUGUGUACGGGUUGAGGGAUUCGCCUGUAAGCUUUGGUCGGACUUCAGGGACUGCCAACUUCGAGCGUUGAAGUGUGUCGUGGACGGAGUUGAGCUGCAGCUCCAGCAAGGAAGGCUGGACCCAAACUGGUGGCGUGUUGUUCGCACCUCCGACGGGGUUGUCGUAGGAGGGUUGCUUACCUACGUCGACUUGCAGGCAGUAAAGAUGUGA
Molecule: messenger RNA, 2307 nt
Organism: Symbiodinium sp. CCMP2592
Lineage: Eukaryota; Dinophyceae; Suessiales; Symbiodiniaceae
Source: the annotation of a GenBank genome assembly